Molecule: messenger RNA, 1756 nt
Organism: Aethina tumida (small hive beetle)
Lineage: Eukaryota; Metazoa; Arthropoda; Insecta; Coleoptera; Nitidulidae
Product: juvenile hormone esterase-like
Exons: 8
Coding region: 89-1723 (544 amino acids)
Source: RefSeq, a predicted model, not a curated record
UGAAUAUAAAUUAACUGAUCGGAAGUAUUUAUAGGUGGAAAAAAUUUGUGGAUUAUUUGUAUUUGUGUAACUGUGUAAAUUGGACAUAAUGAAGACUCCAAUAGUGUUCACUUACUUAAGCCUCCUAUUAGAAGUUUACUCAAUGGCAGAUCCACCAAUUGUAAACACUUCUUCUGGACCAGUUCAGGGAUCAAACACAGUCAUCAACUCCAACCUAACAGUGCUCUCCUUCAAAGGAAUACCUUACGCAGAACCUCCAGUUGGUAACUUACGUUUUGAGCCACCAGUGGCCAAGUCCCCAUGGAACACCACCCUGAAUGCCACAGACUACGGAAGUUGGUGCAUCCAAGAAGACGGUUCGGGUUCUGAGGACUGCCUCUACAUCAACAUCUUCACACCGAAACUUGAUGGUAAUUUACCCGUUAUGGUUUGGAUUUACGGCGGUGCCUUUGUAGGUGGCAAUGGCAACGACAAUCCCGCUUACAUUCUGGAAAAGGGAGUCAUUUUUGUUUCGUUCAACUACCGACUGGGUGUCCUGGGAUUCGUGAGCACGGAAGACUUGGCGGCGCCCGGAAACGCGGGCCUCAAAGACCAGACGCUGGCGUUGAAGUGGGUGCAAAGCAACAUCCCAAAAUUCGGUGGCAACCCCCGCAACGUGACGAUUUGGGGUGAGAGUGCCGGAAGUGCUUCUGUUUCUUAUUUAACCCAAUCGAAUCUGACUAGAGGUUUGUUCCAGGGGGCGAUUAUGGAAAGUGGUACCAGUCUUUGCUCUUGGGGCUUGACCAGGGAUGCGAGGGAGACUGCUUUCGAAGUCGGGAUGCUGUUGAACGUUUACACGACAAACUCCACAACGUUGAUAAACGGGUUGAAGCAAGUGGAUGCCAAAAAGCUGCAAAAUGCUUCUUCUACUAUUUAUUCGUACGUUAUCGGUACCAGGAAUCCUUUGAACGGUCUCCCGUAUGGUCCAGUUAUGGAGCCAGACCACGAAGGGGCCUUCUUUUCUAGUAAAAGUCACGAGUUAUUGAAAAACGGUGGCUUCCUCAAGGUUCCAAUGAUUAUUGGAUACAAUUCAGAAGAAGCUGUUUCUGCUUCCACCAUAUCACCUUUGCUGAAGUUGUUGUUGGUGAAGUACGAUUUCCAGCCAGCCAAUUUAGUACCUGACGACAUGAAUAUACAAUCAUCUCUUGUUAAAUGGACAGUGGGCAACAUCAUCAAAUCCCAUUACUUUGGACUAGACCUUAUUGUGUCCAGCGACGAAAAACUGGCGCAGUUCAUCAGUGAUGAUCAGUUUGUUCGACCAAUUAGGGAAACCGUCCGUCUUCAAUCAGCAUUCACCCCAGUUUACUUCUACGUUUUCUCCUACAAAGGUGUCUUGGGUACCACCUCAAACAGAACCAUGACCGGUGUUGGUCACGCUGAGGAACUACGAUACUUAUUUAAAAGUAAUGAAACCAACAUUGAUUCAUCAGAUCAAAGAACCAUUCAGAGGAUGACCACAAUGUGGACCAAUUUUGCUAAAUUUGGGACUCCAACUCCGGAAGAAGACUCAUUGUUUGAUAAUGUGAUUUGGGAACCUGCAAGAACGUCAAAUGCUUCAUCAGGUCUUAAGUACUUGAACAUUGACGUGAACUUAACUCUUGGAGUUAAUCCUAAUGAUGAAGCUAUUCGUUUCUAUCAAGAUUUGUACAAUGAAUAUGGAAAUCCACCUUAUACUUCAUAUUAAGCUGAUUAUUUUAUGUAUAAAUUAAAUAAAUAA